AUGAUUUAUUUAAAUAUCCUGUCAUUCUUUGGGUAUCUGGCUGGUAGCCUCAGUGCUACCAGGUCUACUACUCUGUUGGAUUCUUGCUCUAUUGCUGAACGAGGGCACACCACUGCGAAAAGACAUUCCUCGUUUCAAGAUUGUCUUCGUACCGAGAUUGGCGCAUCAGAUCAUAUUUCUUCGAGGAUUGUGUUUCCUGGGGAUCCUUCCUAUCCUCUCUCCACCCUCACCUACAACCUUGCUAUCCAACAUAAUUCAUCGGCCAUUGUCUAUGUUUCAAGCGCAAGCCAUGUGUCGGAAGCCAUCAAGUGCGCGUCAGAAUAUAAGGUACCUGUGGUUGCUCGAAACGGCGGUCAUUCAUAUGCUAGCUUUAGUUCAUCUCCACACGGCUUGAUAAUCGACGUCACCAAUCUUAAAGACUUUUCAUUCGCAACAAACCAUGUGGGAGAAGUAGGCGAAAUGGUAACAUUCGGCGCCGGAUUACGUUUGGGGGACUUAGAUAUGGCACUCCAAGAGCAUGAGCGGGCGGUACCCCACGGCGUAUCCCCGUAUAUUGGAGUAUCGGGACAUGCUACAUGUGGAGGAUUUGGAACCGCCUCUAGGAUGUGGGGACUGUUUUCUGAUCACAUCGUCGAAUUGGAAGUGGUCUCCGCGAAUGGAACGAUUCUGAAAGUGUCUGACAAGACAAACCCAGAGUUAUUCUUUGCAAUGCGAGGAGCAGGACCCUCGUUUGGAAUUAUUACUUCGUUGACCCUCAGAACCCAUGAGGCACCCAGCAAUGUGAUCCUAUUCGAGAUUGAUUAUGUUUUCCCUAAUCCAGACUCAGCAGCUGCCACUCUUUCUCAUUUCCAAAGUUGGGGUCUGAAGUCUGCCCCAUCUCAAUUGGGCAUACGUUGGUCAGUCAAGCUCAACCAUAACGCGAACAGUUCAAAGAAAAUCGACCUUAAUUGGAGGCUCCAAGGAAGUUUUUUGGGUCAUAUGGCGCGGUUCAACAGGACUAUAGGUAGACUCACCAGUGGUUUCAGCGUGAAAGGUCAAGUUGUGAGGGUCGAGCGGUUUGAUUGGUUGGAGAGUGUUCGCGCUCUGGGUGGUUCUGACGCGCUGAGCUCGGAGGGGAUCAACCCCAGUAACGAUAAUGCAAGUUACUACGCGAAAUCGUUCAUCGUUAGAGAUAUUAAUCCCAUGAGCUACUCUCUAUGGACGAGCUUCAUGAAGAAACUGUACGGAAUUGCGUCGGGGAUUAAAGCAUCAGAACGAUUGGACUGGUUUUUAGAAAUUGAUUUGGUUGGUGGGCGCUAUCAAGGACAGCCAACAGGUGUAAGAGGCUCAGGGAGUAACACCACCUCUUUCGGACCUCGAGACGCACUGCUACUCUUUCAAAUGGGGGGUUAUGGUCCCAAGGGUGCACGAUUAGAUCAAGGACAUCUAAUGGAUUUGACGAGAGCCACGUCGGACCAAGUUUAUGACUCUCUUGGAGGUAGUCGAAAAGAACUGACCGGGUUCAGUUGUUAUGUUGAUUCGGAGUUUUCAGCUGACAGAGCCCAUCGAGAAUACUUUGUCACCCCCAUAGCUUUUGAAAUCAUCGGAAAUGUUUACAUCCAGGGAUAA
Puccinia graminis f. sp. tritici CRL 75-36-700-3 is the source of this 1608-nucleotide messenger RNA. RefSeq lists its product as uncharacterized. Lineage: Eukaryota; Fungi; Basidiomycota; Pucciniomycetes; Pucciniales; Pucciniaceae. The coding region runs from base 1 to 1608 and encodes 535 amino acids. The record is from RefSeq and is a predicted model, not a curated record. Gene Ontology annotation, molecular function: FAD binding. The transcript has 6 exons.